AGGACGCAUCCUUCGAGAUCUUGUAGGGCCAGUACCGCGACGAUUGCGACAUCUUCUCCGUUGUGCUCGUCGUCCACGCCUCGAACCACAAACCCUCCAUCGUCAUUGGCGCAGAGAUGCAAGGCCUCAAGAGCUCCUACCAAACAUGAGACCAUCUCUCCAACGGUGUGUUGCCCGGCGCUGGGUGUUCGGCUUGUCACAGCCUUUACCGCGAGCAGCCUACCCUGCCUGCUCUGAUGUGAGAUGCUACGUCCCUCAUGGUCAGCAUCGGUAUAUAUACACGAGAACCCUGUCUCCAGUAUUCUCCGGCCAACUCACUGCUGUCCCUGCUCGGAGAACAAGUUCUCAGCCAUCUGUCCAGCAUACCUCCCCCGGGAUUGCGAGGCUGGGUUGGAUAUCGCAGCAAAGGAUGAAAAGCACAACAACCAUGUCUACCCCUCCUCGCGUCCUCGUCUUUGGCACCGGUAGUGUCGGCGCCGUCUACGCCUGGAUCCUCUUCCGUGCCGUCGGCUCAGACAACUUGUACACGGUAUGCCGGUCGAACUAUGCGGUGGCCUCGACGGCGGGCUUCACCAUCAACUCGACGAUUUUCGGGGAAGGCGUCAACUUCAAGCCCCAAGUGGUGCGGAGCGUGGACGAGGCCGUCUCACGCUCGGGAGGCAAACCGUUCGACUUCAUCGUUGUCACGGCAAAGGCCAUCCACACGACCCCGUCAAUGCCAGAACAACUCCGCCCGGCCAUCUCACCCCAGACGACCAUCGCGCUGAUCCAAAACGGCAUUGCCAUCGAAGAACCCUACCGCGCCCUCUACCCGGACAACCCCCUGCUCAGCUGCGUGGUGUACCUUCCAGCGACGCAAACCGCCCCGGCCGUGAUCGCCCACCGCGAGAUUGAGCUUUUGCACAUUGGGACAUACCCGACCAACGCCUCACGCGAGCACCAAGCCGCGGCAGAGUCGUUCGCCCGCCUCCUCAACGCCGGGGGCGGCAGCACGCAAGUGCACGACGACGUGCAACCGGAGCGCUGGAGCAAGCUCAUGGUCAACGCGAGCUGGAACCCAGUGUGCGCGCUAUCCCGGUCGCGCGACGCGCAGUUCCUCCACUCCUCGCCGCCAGAGUACUCGCUGAACCUGAUCAAGUCGCUCAUGACCGAGAUCGCCGCCGUCGCACGGUCUCGCGGCUACGACAACGUCAACGCCGACACGAUCGAGUACCAGAUCAACCGCGCCAAGGUCAGGGGCCUGCCCGGCAUAGAGCCCUCCAUGCUCGCGGACGCCAAGGUCGGCGCGAGGAUGGAGGUCGACGCCAUCGUCGGCAACGCCGUCCGAUUGGCCGAGGAAAGGGGCGUGCAGACACCGCUGCUGCGGGGAAUCUAUGCCCUCGUCAAGGCGUUGGAUGCCAGUUUCCAAAGGGAGCUCGAAAAGAAGCUUCAGGUCAACGGCAAGGGGAAGCCGGAGGAACAGUCAAGGAUCUGAAUUGUCGUGUGAGGUUGGGGUUUUGUUUCAGUCCAGAGUGGGAGGGGUGUCUCUGACCAUAUUAUUUUAGAUAGUUAUGCCAAUGCCUGAUAGAGAUUUAUAGGGUAGAACUAGGAGACCGGUAAAUUUCACCAUGCCGAUGAGCACUUUCCG
Cladophialophora immunda is the source of this 1627-nucleotide messenger RNA. RefSeq lists its product as uncharacterized. The coding region runs from base 146 to 1474 and encodes 442 amino acids. The record is from RefSeq and is a predicted model, not a curated record. Gene Ontology annotation, molecular function: 2-dehydropantoate 2-reductase activity. The transcript has 2 exons. Gene Ontology annotation, biological process: pantothenate biosynthetic process. Gene Ontology annotation, cellular component: cytoplasm. Lineage: Eukaryota; Fungi; Ascomycota; Eurotiomycetes; Chaetothyriales; Herpotrichiellaceae.